Messenger RNA from Solanum verrucosum, 1148 nucleotides. RefSeq names its product B-box zinc finger protein 24-like. Gene Ontology annotation, biological process: regulation of DNA-templated transcription; photomorphogenesis. Bases 213 to 914 code for a protein of 233 amino acids. Gene Ontology annotation, molecular function: zinc ion binding. Lineage: Eukaryota; Viridiplantae; Streptophyta; Magnoliopsida; Solanales; Solanaceae. Gene Ontology annotation, cellular component: nucleus. The transcript is spliced from 4 exons. The record is from RefSeq and is a predicted model, not a curated record.
UUCAUUCUCUGUAUUCUUCUUCUUUCUCCUCCCAUUUUUCUCAUUACAAAGACCACAUUUUUCUGUUUUUGAUUGAAAGUUUUCAUUUUUAUUACAUUGGACUAACCACCUGCUUUGGGUUUUCUUGAUUUCUGCAGGUCUUUUUUUUGUCUGACUGACCAUUUUGGCAUAUCAGAGUUUGGUGUUAGGAGGCAAGAGUUGAGUAAUAAAAGAUGAAGAUCCAGUGUGAUGUGUGUGAGAAAGCUCAAGCUACUGUGAUUUGCUGUGCUGAUGAGGCUGCUUUGUGUGCAAAAUGUGAUAUUGAAGUUCAUGCUGCUAAUAAAUUAGCAAGUAAGCAUCAAAGGCUUCAUCUUCAGUGCCUAUCUAACAAGCUUCCUCCUUGUGAUAUUUGCCAAGAUAAAGCAGCCUUCAUCUUCUGUGUUGAGGAUAGAGCUCUCUUUUGCAAGGACUGUGACGAAGCAAUUCAUUCAGCCAGCAGCCUCGCUAAGAACCACCAACGCUUCUUAGCCACUGGAAUCCGUGUAGCCUUGAGCUCAAGCUGCAAUAAGGAAGCAGUAAAAAACCAACUGGAGCCACAACCACCUCAGCAGAAUUCCCAACAAGUUGGCUUGAAAAUGCCUCCACAGCAAUUGUCCGGUAUCACAUCACCAUCUUGGCCUGUCGAUGAUUUACUAGGAUUUCCAGAUUAUGAGUCGAGUGACAAGAAGGAUCUACUUGAGCUUGGUGAAUUUGAGUGGUUAGGAGGCAUUGAUCUCUUUGGUGAACAAACAGCAGCUGAAGUACCUGAGCUAUCAGUACCUCAGUCGAGCAACACAAAUAUUUACAGGACAACCAAAUAUCAAAUGCCUUACAAGAAGCCCAGAUUUGAAAUCCCAGAUGAAGAUGAGUAUUUUACUGUCCCAGAUCUUGGUUGAACACCAACUUCAAGAAGUUCCUAAUUAAAAGUACGUGUGCUUGUGUGUAGUACUUAAUCAGUGCUCUCAUACUGUCAAAAGAUAUGUUCAGUAAGUAGAAAAAGUAUUGUUCUGCUUAACUCUUAAAGAUACUCCUUAUCUUGCUUACUUUUGCAGUGCGCUCAUAUUGUCAACAGAUAUGUUAAGUAAGUAGAGGAAACAUUAUUCUGCAUAAGAUAUCCUUUAUCUUGCUUA